Molecule: messenger RNA, 1693 nt
Organism: Pecten maximus
Lineage: Eukaryota; Metazoa; Mollusca; Bivalvia; Pectinida; Pectinidae
Product: ribosome biogenesis protein TSR3 homolog
Exons: 8
Coding region: 173-1228 (351 amino acids)
Biological process (GO): maturation of SSU-rRNA
Molecular function (GO): rRNA small subunit aminocarboxypropyltransferase activity
Source: RefSeq, a predicted model, not a curated record
UACUGAAUGAUAGCUUUACGUUAAUGGCCGCCCCCAUCUGACGACACGUUUAUAAAUGUCAUUUUUAAAUGUAUCUUUGUUAACGUCUUAGAUAACUAUAUGAAAUGUAACUCCAAUCAAGAAUACGUGGAACUUAUUCAUAUAUUUUAGAGAUUUUGAAGUUGAAGGUAACAUGGCUCAUCAGAAAAAAAAUCACCACCGAGGAAAAGGCAAAGCUUCGUACAAACAUGACCGUUCAAAACAGAGACAGAAAAAGAUGGAUGAGGCAUGUGCAGACUUCUUAUCCGAUAUGUCACAGGCACUGGAAGAAGCUGGGGAAGGCAGGUUCCCCCUCAGCCUUGCUAUGUGGGACUUGGAACAAUGCGAUCCCAAAAAGUGUAGCGGUCGGAAACUUUGUCGUUUGGGAUAUGUUCGAACACUAAGUCUAAAACAAAAAUUUAAUGGCCUGAUUCUUUCACCAAUGGGAAAGAAAUGCGUCUCUGCAGAGGACAGAAACAUCAUUGUGAGUUAUGGUCUAGCUGUUGUUGACUGUUCCUGGGCGAAGCUUGAAGAAACACCUUUUGAAAAGAUGAAGGGAGGCUACCCACGUCUAUUACCAUACCUUAUAGCGACAAACCCUAUCAACUAUGGCAAGCCAUGUACUCUGUCGUGUGUGGAGGCCUACGCUGCUGCUCUGUAUAUCACAGGUCUUGAGGAACUAGGUGAGGCACUGCUGGCAAAGUUUAAAUGGGGCAGCUCAUUCUAUAAAGUAAACAAGGAAUUGUUGUCUCUGUAUGCUGCAUGUAAAGAUGGAGCAGCAGUCGUACUCGCCCAGCAGGAAUACUUGGAUAAAAUACAGGAGGAGCGACGCUCACAACACAACACAGAUUUGACCGAUUUAGACAUGACCUUAGAAGGGUACAACCCAAACCGUCCCUUACACAACUGGCCAAGUGACAGCUCGUCAGAGGAGGAGGAGGAGGAAGGGGAUGAGGAGGAAGAGGAGAAGGAAGAAGAGCAGGAAGAUGAGGAUGACAAGGAUGAGGAGGAACAGGAAGAUGAGAAUGAUGAUGAGGAGGAGGAGGAGGAGGAGGAAAAGAAAGUGAAAUCUGAAGAAAUUAAUGAUGACGUUGAAAACAAACAAAGUGAUGUUAAUGUUGACAGAGACAGAAAACAAGAUUCUGUGAAUCUCCAGAAGGGAGAUGGGAAAUCAGAACAUAACACAGAGGAAUUUGUGAAAGUGACUUAACAAAAAUUGAGAAUAUGGUGUUGAUAUUAUAUAAUUAUGGAUCUAUGAUACAAUGGAACCACUUGGGAACUUUCCCAUAUCAGGGAAAUAGUGGAUCUAUUCCCCAAAGUUAUGGUUGCAGCCAGCUAAGAAUAUAAUGCUAAUGCAGGCCAUCCUGCUGUAGUACCUUAAGUAAGCUUUGUUUAUUCACCAAUGGCACUGAUUACAGGCAAUUUCCACACAAUGGUAGGGCUACCAUGGUGAGGACUUUAUUGUACAAAUGUCACUGACCAUUUCUUGAUGUUUGUAAAACUGUAAAACACAACCUGGAACAUUUUUCAUUAUCUGUGUUAGUCAGAAAUGAAUUGUAACACCAUAAUUUGGGCGAUGACAUUACAGCAUAAAUUGAAGAUACUGCAACAAAAUGGCUGCCUCCGUUUGAUUUUAUCCUUCAUAUUUUGACAUUAAAACCUGUUAAAAUUUUAA